Messenger RNA from Neocloeon triangulifer, 792 nucleotides. RefSeq names its product probable ribosome biogenesis protein RLP24 (gene RpL24-like). The coding region runs from base 115 to 618 and encodes 167 amino acids. NCBI's taxonomy places the organism in Eukaryota, Metazoa, Arthropoda, Insecta, Ephemeroptera, Baetidae. The record is from RefSeq and is a predicted model, not a curated record. The transcript has a single exon. Gene Ontology annotation, cellular component: nucleolus. Gene Ontology annotation, biological process: ribosomal large subunit biogenesis.
GCCUUGUCAGAUCCAGAAUUCCAAAUUGAUUUGUUUUGUUCGACAGCACGUGCACGUCUGUAACAAAGUGCUCGACAUUUUCGGCCGAAUCACUCGGUAGCCGAAUUCGGCACAAUGCGUAUCGAGGUGUGCUAUUUCUGCUCUUCGCGGAUCUUUCCAGGCCACGGCAUUCAAUUCGUGCGCAAUGACUGCAAGAUCUUCAAAUUCUGCCGGUCCAAGUGCCACGCCGCUUUCAAGAAGAAGAAGAACCCGAGGAAGGUCAAGUGGACGAAGGCGUACAGGAAGACCGUCGGCAAGGAGCUGGCCGUCGACCCGUCCUUCGAGUUUGAGAAGAGGAGACACUGCCCCGUCAAGUACAACCGCGAGGUUUGGCAGAAGUCCUUGGAGGCGAUGAAGCAGGUCGAGGUCAUCAAGCAGAAGAGACAGUCGCACUUCUUGAUGCAGAGGCUGAGGAAGGGUCGCGAGAUCGAAAGGCAGAGGGACGUGAAGGAAGUGCACAGAGACCUGCAACUCAUUCGGGCCGACGCUGCCGGCAUGAAGGAGCGUUUGGAGGAUGACAUUGUUGAAGAGAUACACGAGAGUGAUACGGAAAUGGAAGCAGUGGAAGCCGAAGCUUAAGAAGUGUAGAAUGGAGAGUACUGGAAAAACUGUUUGUGCGAAUGGAAAGACGUUAAAUAUCUUAAUAAUUAUCCUUCUGAUUAAAGAAAAUGAAUGAGCCUUGAAGAAAAAUUACUUUUAUGUAUGAUUUAUGUCUGACAAAAUAAACUCAGAAAUUGGUUCACAAAAUCCGCA